Molecule: messenger RNA, 5426 nt
Organism: Neogale vison (American mink)
Lineage: Eukaryota; Metazoa; Chordata; Mammalia; Carnivora; Mustelidae
Gene: ING5
Product: inhibitor of growth family member 5
Exons: 8
Coding region: 1529-2170 (213 amino acids)
Biological process (GO): positive regulation of DNA-templated transcription; positive regulation of apoptotic signaling pathway
Cellular component (GO): nucleus
Molecular function (GO): chromatin binding
Source: RefSeq, a predicted model, not a curated record
AGUCCCCUAGGGUGCCCGUCCUUCCGCGUGGCCUUGGUGGGAGGGGACUGGCGGGUGGUUCAGGUGUUGAGCCCAGGGAUGGUCACCACGGAAAGCGGUCUGAGAGUUGCUUCCUGCAGGCGUCCUUUUGUCUACAUGCAACUCAGCUUGGGGCCUCCUGAGAACUCCUGAGCAGAUGGGGAAAUGCAGGCCGCAAAGGCCAAGUAGCUUAUCAAGGUCAUGCAUUCGACAGCGGAAAGCCCGCGUUUGAACGCUGCUGAUCUGGAUCUGGCUCUGGCUGUGGUUGGGCUGGGCGCUCUGGAGCUCUGUGUUGCAGUAGGAAUAUGCACGGUUAUUGGUACCUGCCUCUCCUGCCUGUUGGGAGUGAGCCACUGCCCUGGGGGACACGGUGGGGUUCAGCUCUCCCCAGGGUGGUUGCCAGUCCAAGCCUGAGCCAUGGGGGAGUCCUGGUGGGAAAGCACUAAAAAGGGGAGGCCUUUCCCUGCCAUUGUCACUACUGUGCUGUCAUGUCUGUUGGGGAGCUCUGUGGCUUUCCUUCUCUGUCCCAGUACCUACCCAGUAAGCCCUAUGAGGACACUUGGAGGUUUGUGGAUUCCGUCAUGCAUGGGGCACCUGUGUGAAGGCUCAGGAUAGAGGUGACUGCUUGAUUUUUGAGCACUUGCUGUGUGCUAAGCCUCGGUCCUCAUUUUCUUGGAACUUAUUUCCAAAUGGGGCAAAUGGAUUUUUAAAAUUAAGCAAAUUAAGGGGCAUGAAGGAGCCCAGCAGGUUGUGAGAGACCCGGGAUGGCACUGUCCCGCAGAGCCCAGGAUAGAACCAAACAGGGAGGUCCUUGGGGAGGCUGUGGUGAGCCUUGAGGCUGGGGAGGGCCUGUGUGCCAUUCUCUGGGUGAGCUGGGCAGCUGUCAGCUGUGCAGACAGGCUGGAAGGCUGGCCUGGAGCAGGAGGAUGGCAGCGCAGUGUGGAAGGCAGUGUGGCCUGGGGUCCUCUACCUAUGCUGGCCAGCGUGGUCUGUUUAACUUGAAAUUAAUGAAACUUGAGCAAAUGCAAAGUUCAGUCCCUCAGUCAUAGUAGCCCCAUUUCAGGUGCCCAGCAGCCCCAUGGCCAAUGCCUUCUGUGUUGUGUAGCUCAAAUAUCCUGUCUCCUUGCAUGAAAUACACUACACAGCACUGGCCUGCUCCACCCUGUGCACUGGGUGUUUGAAUAAGGCUGGGGUGGGGGGAGAUCAAACAGACCCCAGGGAUUUGGUCUUACCUGCUGUGGGGGAGUACUGAGAGGGGAGGACUCGCUGGUGGUGUAGGGUGGAAGGGUCACACGGGCCAUCUUCCUAGCCUCUGCUUGCAGCUCAAGGGUAAGUCCUCCUCUAACUUUUCCAGCUUCCAACACCCUCUGAAGCCUGUCAGUCUUAUCAGAGUUUCAUACCCAUCCCCCCCAAAAAGAUACGUUAAUCCUUCUGUUCCCCAAAUCCUCACAGAAACAGAAAAUGAGGCAUCGAGAACCUUCCAUGUGAGCUUCAGAGGAACUUCCAGCUCAUGCGAGAGCUGGACCAGAGGACAGAAGAUAAGAAAGCCGAGAUUGACAUCCUGGCCGCAGAGUACAUAUCCACGGUGAAGACCCUUUCUCCAGACCAGCGUGUGGAGCACCUGCAGAAGAUCCAGAGUGCCUACAGCAAGUGCAAGGAGUACAGUGACGAUAAGGUGCAGCUGGCCAUGCAGACCUACGAGAUGGUGGAUAAACACAUCCGAAGGCUUGAUGCAGACCUGGCACGCUUCGAAGCGGAUCUGAAGGACAAGAUGGAGGGCAGUGACUUUGAAGGCUCCGGAGGACGAGGGUUAAAAAAAGGUCGGGGUCAGAAAGAAAAAAGAGGCUCCCGGGGUCGUGGCAGGAGGACCUCAGAGGAAGAUACUCCAAAGAAAAAGAAGCAUAAAGGAGGGUCUGAGUUCACCGACACCAUCCUGUCUGUGCACCCCUCUGAUGUGCUGGACAUGCCUGUGGACCCAAAUGAGCCCACGUACUGCCUGUGUCACCAGGUGUCCUAUGGGGAGAUGAUAGGCUGCGACAACCCAGACUGUCCUAUUGAGUGGUUUCACUUCGCCUGUGUGGAUCUGACCACGAAACCCAAAGGAAAAUGGUUCUGUCCACGGUGCGUUCAGGAAAGGAGGAAGAAGAAGUAAGGUGGAUGCCUGGACCAGAAGAGCAAGUUAAUAUAUUCCUUCUUCACGUUGCAAUAUUUUUUCUUCAUUUUAAAACUACCUUGUUUCCAAUGAUAUUUAAGAACUCAGUGGCCAGUUGUAAUUCUGGAGACUUCCUAAAACAAACAAGAAUCCUCCCGAGCCCUGUUUGCGCGAGGAGUGGUCUUACGGGGACUCGUCAUGAUGACUUUGUUCUGGAGACGUGGUACCGGCUCUGUGCCGGGGAGCUGAGCCUUCCAUGGGCGCCGUAGUGGGGACCGUCUAGCCCAUGCGCUGCCGUCCCUCUGCAGCUGAGGCGCAAGCCCGCGUGCUCCGUCCUGCUUUCCUGGGGCUGCCCCAGCACGUCGGGCAGCGCAUCUGUCCCCUGCGAGGCCUUGCCGGAGUCGUCUGCCGUGUUUGGGCUCUGUGCCAGGGCCCAUGGCCUGCCUGGGCCAGGUCGGCUCUCCCUAGGGGCGGAGCGCUCUGUUUCACUGUGCACUGCCGUUUCCGUCUGAGCUCCCCGUUCCCUCUGUGAGGGUUUCAUCUUCUGGAGUAGACGGCUCUCCGUCAGCACGCAGCGGUCGUUCCCGUGACUGGCCCACGGGAGCCGUGUGACAGACAGUGGGUGCGCCGUUUCUCUGGGAAUUCCUGACGUUUUUACUGUGAAGAUGAAAUUAUCAUAACAGCAUGGAGAUCGUGGGUCCGUGUGUCUGUGAAGUGAGUCCAGUCCAGUGAGACCUGAUUUUAAACCUGUCCUGUUGCACAUGGGUCGGUCAGCAGCUCCUGUCCAAGGGGAUGACGAUCAUGUGAUACGAUUUGUGAAUUUCUUGUGCCACACAGUCCUGGAAUGAACCUGGCAAACUAGAGUGUGUCUUCUGUUUAAUCUGCAUUCACCAAACCAGUCCUGAACCAUGUUUUUGGGAAUAGUUGGGGGAAAUUACAUAUGCUUGGCGUGUUGCGAUCCAUUUGUGAUGGUGCGUAGUGUGACUUCUGGGAACAUGCAUGGACUCGGAGACCCUCCGGCACACGUCUAAAGGAGUCCGAGGAGUCCCGAAGAAAGGGAACCUGUUUCUGUCCUCGAGGCAGGAAAAGAAAUCCAGGAGGCGGGGUCAAGAUGUGACAUUCCUAACUGUCGAAGAAUCUUGCCUUCUUUAUCAGGAGGCCUUCUGAAAUGGUGCACCUGCUUCCUGCAGUGACUGUGUCUACCAUAUGUUCCCGCCUUUUCUCUAAUAUUUCAUCAAGGGCAGGAGAUGACGUGGAGAGAAACUUGGGGACUGUGUCCUGCAUGGCCACUCCUCACCAAGGCCGUUUCCAGUCGGUAAAUGAGAGGUGAAUGUUAGCUUUGACAUCAGAGGGCCGUGAGCCUGCAUCUGUGGUUCUCGGCGGGUCAGCCCGUGCCCCAUGUGCUGUCCCACUGUCCCUUCGGGGCUUCCAGGGCACUGCAGGUGGGGUCAGUUGGAGAGUGCCACCCUUUCCGUCCUGUGCUGCAUGGUUAGGGUAGGGGGUCAGCAGCUGGCCUGACGAGCUAUCCCAGAGCUGAUGCCUUCCUGCUGCCCAGAAAGGAGGGGAGGGGGGCUCAGGAGGAGCACCGGCCAGCUCGCGUUCCUCGGUCUCAGCUGUGGCCAAAAACGAGGCUCAUUUGUAUUUGGUCACUUAGAUUUUUGUUAACACAGGUGUUUAAAGAUUGUGGGGAAUAAACUGUGGAAAACUGUUUCCUUCACUGUCUUACCAGUCUCUCUGGAGAGGGCAGGUGAGCGCACGAGUUUGUGAUGGCCCUUUGGAAGCUGCUGUCCUAUUUGCACUGCAUCUUAGAACACUUCCGGCUGCCGUCAUCAUGGGAAACCGGUGCCCAGGGGUGGCUUGGUGGCUGGCCGGGGUGCCUGGUCCGGGGCCUCGCUCGCAGCGCAGGAGGGCUGGCCAACUUCCCUGUGGGGUUUUGUGUGUCGCCAGGUGAUAGCCCAGCCACCGGCCUUCUUUUUGUAGGUCUCUGUGCCUGCUGUCUCUUGCGUUCACCUCUGUCGGUUACGUAAAUAUCCCUGGAACAACAUGUGUAGGUAGAGCUUUGGAGAACACAAGACGUGAGCAGAAUAGGAAGAUUCCCUCCCCAGAACACUGUUUGUGUCAACACGGAUCCACUGCCCCUUCCUGACUGCAAGUGCUGCCCAUAGUUGCAGCAACACCCAGCAAUGGCUGUUUGCUGAAGAGACCAGGUCCUCCCCGUUGGCCUGGCUCCAGUCCUGCAGGGGUGGCUGGUGCCUCUGACGAUCGCCCCAUGAGGCCUGGCCGCCGACAGUGGGGUGAUUCCCACCAGAUCCUGUGCGCCUGCCGGGCACCAGACCUGACCUGGAGGUGGCUGCAGAGCCCUGUUCCUUGGGUUGAGGGGGGGUUUGGGCUGGGCCCAGAGGUCCCUGUCUCAGUUGCACUUGAGCCAAGGGCCGCAGGACUUCCUUGCAGAGAAGGGGCACCUUGUUCAGAGGACACUCAGUGCUGUGUUAGCAGUCAGUAGGUUGACAAAUAGCCUCUCGUUUUCCUGUAGAAGAACACACGUUGCACUUCCAAAAAUAAUGUGUGAAACUGAGCCCCCCGUGGCCGUUGCCCAUGGAACUGCCGGCUGGGGCUGCGGAUAGAGCUGGGCCCGUGUGCCUGGCCCCCGGUGGCCGGCUGUGAGAUGUGACCAGCCACGGCCACAGGAGCCUGGUGGCUUCUGGUCUGCACAGGGAUGACGGAGAUUUGCUGGGACGUGUGGGGACGAUGGUCCUGUCCCGGGCAGCCAUGAGGCACUCCCGACUUGUAGCUGGCUGCCCAGGUCAGGGUUGGCUUUGAGCAGUAACGCUGUCCUGAGAGCAGCUUCCCUGUGUGGCCGUGGCUGGAAUUCGGACACUUGUCAUGGGCCUUGGAGAUGGAAGGUUUUCCCUAGUUGUUAGUGAGCCGGGACUGGUCCUCAUUCCCUGUGCCGAGAGAAGUUUUAAAACAAAGUCUAAGAAAAAUGUUCUCAUUCAGAAGAGAGUUCUAUGAAGUUUCUUUCUUUCUACAAAUGUAUUUUGUGGUGUUCACUUUUACCACAUUUCAUCCAAAAAGAUGAUGCAGCUUUAACACGAAUGUUACAUUUUAUUUUCAAGGAAUUAUCUAUGUUCCCUUUGUAAAGGAAAGAUAAUAUUGUAAAUCUUUUUAUUAAAUAAUGUAGAGAUGUAUAUCUGUAUUUUUGGAUCAUGUUCUAGAUUAUGGAUAUAUUGUUUAAUAAAUGAAGUAUUUUUUGGAA